AUGAUAUUUGUUUCAUUUCAUUUCUCGAAAGUUGCAUUUCUGCUUUAUUUCGUCCUGAAUCAAUACACUGUCCGAGCACAAUGGCUGCAAUCCUGGCAAGCGCAUAACUUAUUUGGCACCACUAACAAACAGGAAGUUCAGUGGUCAAGGAGUUCCCUGGAAAGAUUUUGCCAUAUGAAUAAUCGACAAAGAUUUCGAAACUUUCUUGAACCAAUUCUUGUACCACGAAUUGUUGAUACACAGUCUCAUGACGAAGUUGCUGCGCACUUGUCAAGGACAUUGUCGGCUUUAGGUUUUACAAUUGAAUGGGAUUUGUUCGAAGAAGUUACUCCUCAUGGAAAGAAAUUAUUCAAGACAUUAAUCGCCACGUAUGAUCCGAAUGUCCCUAGACGACUUGUACUUGCUUGCCAUUAUGAUUCAAAAUUCUUGAAAGGAGAAAUUUUCAUUGGUGCAACUGACUCUGCGGUACCUUGUGCAAUGCUACUCGAAAUGGCACAUACACUUGGUCCACUCUUACAUAAUCGCAGAAGAAAAGAUGUGACUCUUCAGUUGAUCUUUUUUGAUGGAGAAGAAGCAUUUGACGAAUGGUCAGAAAAAGAUUCAUUAUAUGGUUCUCGUCACUUAGCUUUAAAAUGGAACCGGGAAUAUUUCUUGAACACUUUUCAAUCGUCUUUCAAAAUUAAGAAGGAAAUAGAUCGAAUUGAUUUAUUUGUACUACUCGAUCUCCUCGGUGCACCAAAUCCGCUUUUGUAUUACUUUGAUGGUUUCUCAUCAAAAAGUGCAUUUUUGGAGAUGGUGAAGAUUGAAAUGGAGCUAAUGAAAAUUGGUUGUUUGCAUCAGUUGCAACGAAUAUUUCAACCUCAAACAGUUUAUAGUAGAGUAGAAGAUGAUCACAUACCAUUCCUGAAUCUCAGUGUACCUGUUUUGCAUCUUAUACCUCUACCAUUCCCGGAUGUAUGGCAUAAAGCAUCCGAUAAUGCCAGUGUUUUACAUUAUGAAACAAUUGAUAAUUUAAUUUCCAUCUUGAGAGUGUUUGUUUCGAAUUACCUUGGUUUGGUUGCAUAG
Molecule: messenger RNA, 1065 nt
Organism: Cercopithifilaria johnstoni
Lineage: Eukaryota; Metazoa; Nematoda; Chromadorea; Rhabditida; Onchocercidae
Source: the annotation of a GenBank genome assembly